This is a messenger RNA of Callorhinchus milii (elephant shark), 1958 nucleotides long. RefSeq names its product phosphotyrosine interaction domain containing 1 (gene pid1). The record is from RefSeq and is a predicted model, not a curated record. Gene Ontology annotation, cellular component: cytoplasm. Lineage: Eukaryota; Metazoa; Chordata; Chondrichthyes; Chimaeriformes; Callorhinchidae. Gene Ontology annotation, biological process: regulation of cell population proliferation; negative regulation of insulin receptor signaling pathway; regulation of mitochondrial membrane potential. The transcript is spliced from 3 exons. The coding region runs from base 449 to 1102 and encodes 217 amino acids.
GGUGGUUGGGAAGCAACAAGCAAUUGCAGGCGUGAAGUUUCUAAGCCCUAUUCAAAUUUAGGAAAAAGGUCAGGCAGGAAUUGGCAAAUAUGGGGAGCAGAUGUCUGUGUAUGUGUGUGUGAUGGGGGCAAUUUCUCCCCUCCCCAGGCAUGUGUGGGGUGGGAGUGAGUGAGUGAGUGAGUGAGUGAGUUGGAGAGGGAAGCGAAUGGGAAGCGAGGUCUGGCUGGUUUGGAUCUCUGCAGCAGCAGCAGCAGCAGCAGAGAGAGAGGAGACAGACAGAGAGAGAGAGAGCAGUGAAGGUUUCAGCUGAUUCUCCAGCCUGUUUGAGCCCCAUGUGAACCGACCCCCCCACCCCCCACCAUCCCCACCAGUGGGCAAUUGCUUGAGAUUUGCAGCUCUCCCCACUUUGCAAGAGAAAGCCCAAGCCACAGCCAUCCAGGGUGCAGAGAUGUGGCAGCCUGCAAGCGAGAGACUGCAGCACUUUCAGACCAUGUUAAAGAUGAAGCUGAAUGUUCUGACCCUCCGCAAGGAGCCGUUACCGCCUGUCAUCUUCCACGAACCGGAGGCCAUUGAACUGUCACCCACAGCUCCUCUGAUGAAUGGCCAGACUCACACUGAACGCAAGGUCACAUACUUGGGAAAAAUAGCAACCAGAGGGACCCAGUUUAAGUCGGGGUGCACUGAACGGUCUGUGGUUGAGCUGUGGGAGAAGCCCACACUAACUCCAGAAGACACAUCGCCAGGCAACGCCAUUCUAGAGAUACGUCCCUUCCAGGUCCAGCUCCACCAUUUGGAUGCCAAGGGUGAGGCGACCGUCCACAUGGAUACCUUCCAGGUGGCACGUAUCGCCUACUGCACAGCAGAUCACAACAUCAGCGCCAACAUCUUUGCCUGGAUUUACAGGGAGAUCAAUGAUGAUCUGACCUACCAGAUGGAUUGCCAUGCAGUGGAGUGUAAGAGCAAGCUGGAGGCUAAAAAGCUCGCGCACGCGAUGAUGGAGGCCUUCAAGAAGACUUUCAACAGCAUGAAGAGCGAUGGGAGGAUCCACAAUAGUAGCUCCGAUGAUGAAGACCAGGAGUCAGCAACAUCGGACGAUGGCUGAAUGGGCAGAGCCGGCCCAUCGAUUCAUUCAACAGCAACAGCAAUGUUUGGUCUGUAGACGGGAGUCAUUAGAGAUAAGCCAAUGAGGAAAAACUAAUUGAGGAUGAAACACAAAUGAACCCUUGGAUGGUUAGCUUGCCAUAUUAGAUGAGUGCAUCAAAACAAACGUUUUUAAAAGCUAUAAGAUUACACAUCAUUAAAGUACUGUAGUAGCAUUAAGAUCUAAGGGACUGAUCCGCUGUGAGUGUUGAGUCUGACUCUCACCUCCAGUCAGACACGUCAAACAAUCACACAAGGUUUUGGAUGAAGAAGGACCUUCAGCCCAAUUGAUUUCAUUCUUCCUGCAUCCCCACCUUACUGUCCCUCUCAUUUAUGUAUUGAUAGCAGCUCCCUUUCCAGUUUGUCGAUUGUAAUCCAUCAAAGUAAUGGGACAGUAAACUCCCCAGCCACAAACAUGAAUUAAGCUGAUGUUUAUCUCCAAGGAAGCAGGCGUCAGACCCAAAGAAAAAUCCCUGCAGGAAAACGGAACAAGACAAGGAAUGAAAACCAAACCAACCAGAUUUAUAUGCGAAAGUAAUUCAAAUAAAAGCAUGGAUCUAUCUUCAUAUAUUUCUACCAACAUAUAAACUACAGUUAUGUAAAAGGUGUAUUCCAUUUUUUUUAUAAAAUAUAUUUGAAGCCGUUAAGUAUUAAAAUUGUUAAUGUUUUAAGUUCUGUAAAAACAGUAUCAUUUCUGUGUAUUGUGGACUGUGAAGCUGUGUAUGUGUGGUAAGUGGCGACCAGUCAACACACGAAAAUAUUGAGCCAGAAGGUAUCUCUCUUGAAAAUAAAUAAAGGAAUUGAGAAUCUUCAGCCGA